Molecule: messenger RNA, 1454 nt
Organism: Saprolegnia parasitica CBS 223.65
Lineage: Eukaryota; Oomycota; Saprolegniomycetes; Saprolegniales; Saprolegniaceae
Exons: 2
Coding region: 49-1377 (442 amino acids)
Biological process (GO): protein targeting; Golgi to lysosome transport
Cellular component (GO): cytoplasmic vesicle; trans-Golgi network; clathrin adaptor complex
Source: RefSeq, a predicted model, not a curated record
GCGGCAGGUUUUUGCGCAGUGUGCAACAAUUCCUGCGGCGCCGGCAGCAUGUCCAUCUCGCAGUUCUACAUCUUGAGCAGCCGCGGGGACACGGUGCUCGCCAACGACUUCCGCGGGGACGUGGCCAGCGACAGCGCCGAGAUCUUCUUCCGCAAGGUCAAGUUCUGGGACAAGGGCGAUGCGCCGCCGGCCUUCUACGUCGACGGCGUCAACUACCUGUACGUCAAGAAGAAUGGCCUCUACUUUGUGGCCACGACGCGCUUCAACGUGUCGCCAGCCUACAUCCUCGAGCUCCUCACGCGCCUCUGCCGCGUCUUCAAGGACUACUGCGGCGUGCUCUCGGAAGAGACACUGCGCAAGAACUUCAUCUUGUGCUACGAGCUUUUGGACGAGACGCUCGACUUUGGCUACGCGCAAGACACGAGCACGGAGGGCCUUAAAGUGCACGUGCACAACGAAGCGAUCCUCGUCGGCGACGCGGCGCUGGCCAAGGCCAAGCCGAGCACGCUCCUCGGACGGCCGUCCAACAUCAAGGCGGCCAAUGCCGUGCGCAAGCCCGUGGCGACGGGCCAAUCGGCCAACAAGAAGGACGAGAACGAGCUCUUUUGCGACAUCCUCGAGCGCCUCAACGUCGUCUUUGCGCCGAGCGGGCAAAUGCUCAACGCGAGCGUCGAAGGGCGCAUCCAGAUGAAGUCGUACCUCGCCGGCAACCCCGAGCUGCGGCUCGCGCUCAACGAGGACCUCGUCAUUGGGCAAAAGUCGUCGUCGUACGGCCAAGUUGUGCUCGACGACUGCAACUUUCACGAGUGCGUCCAGCUCGACGAGUUUGAGCGCGACCGCGUCCUCGUCUUCACGCCGCCCGACGGCGAGUUCACGGUCAUCAACUACCGCAUCACGGGCGACUUUCGCGCGCCGUUCCGCAUCUUUCCCUUCGUCGAAGAGCAGUCGCCGACCAAGAUUGAAAUGAUCCUCAAGGUGCGCGCCGACAUGCCCGACAACAACUAUGGCGCCAACGUCAUCAUCCGCUUCCCCGUCCCUCAAAACACCGUCAGCGUCUCGUGCGACAUUGGGAAAAACACGGCCGGGCAGCUCGCGGAAUUCCGCGAAAACGAAAACCAAGUGCGCUGGGCCAUCAAGCGCUUCGCGGGCGCGUCCGAGCUCACGCUGCGCGCCAAGAUCACGCUGAGUGGCCCGAGCCAGCACGUGCGCCGCGAGAUUGGCCCGGUCUCGAUGAACUUUGAGAUUCCCAUGUACAACGUCUCGACGCUCCAAGUCCGGUACCUCCGGAUUCCCGAGCACGCGCGCCACCCCAACUACAAGUACAAGCGCUGGGUGCGCUAUGUGACGCAGUCCAGCUCGUACGUCUCGCGCAUUUAGGAAGGCUCGCGCAUUUAAGAAGGCGAGAGUCCUAGUUGCUCGUUGCCUGAUGCAAAAGCUUACUUUUUCAUUUUCCA